Molecule: messenger RNA, 1381 nt
Organism: Talpa occidentalis (Iberian mole)
Lineage: Eukaryota; Metazoa; Chordata; Mammalia; Eulipotyphla; Talpidae
Gene: EDNRB
Product: endothelin receptor type B
Exons: 7
Coding region: 53-1378 (441 amino acids)
Biological process (GO): vasoconstriction; G protein-coupled receptor signaling pathway; enteric nervous system development
Cellular component (GO): membrane
Molecular function (GO): endothelin receptor activity
Source: RefSeq, a predicted model, not a curated record
ACUCUGAAAGCCACCGAGAAGCCAACUGACGCUCGCUGGAGCAGGCAGCAGCAUGCAGCCGCUGUCAAGCCCUUGCCGAAGCACGCUGGUGGCGCUAACCCUCGCCUGCUGUUUGAUGAGGGUCCAGGGAGAAGAGCCGGAAUUCGCACAGGCUGGGGCCACUCCGCCACACUUGGGGGCCGAGGAGAUAAUGACGCCCCCCACUAAAAUAUCCUGGGGCUCCAACGGCAGCCUGCCUCAGUCAUCAGCACCUCCCCAGAUGCCUAAAAGAGGGAAGCCUGGGGGAGUCGCUCCACGUGCCCUCUCCCCGCCCCCAUGCGAAGGUUCCAUCGAGAUCAAGAGGACUUUCAAGUACAUCAACACAGUCGUGUCUUGCCUGGUGUUCGUGCUGGGCAUCAUCGGAAACUCCACACUGCUGAGAAUUAUUUACAAAAACAAGUGUAUGCGAAAUGGCCCUAAUAUCUUGAUAGCCAGCUUGGCUCUGGGAGACCUGCUGCACAUCAUUAUUGACAUCCCCAUCAAUGUCUACAAGCUGCUUGCAGAGGACUGGCCCUUUGGAGCUGAGAUGUGUAAGCUUGUGCCUUUCAUACAGAAGGCCUCUGUGGGAAUCACUGUGCUGAGUCUAUGUGCUCUAAGUAUCGACAGAUAUCGAGCUGUUGCUUCUUGGAGUCGAAUUAAAGGUAUUGGAGUUCCAAAGUGGACAGCAGUAGAAAUUGUUUUAAUUUGGGUGGUCUCAGUGGUUCUGGCUGUCCCUGAAGCCAUGGGCUUUGAUUUGAUUACCAUUGACUACAAAGGAAGUUAUCUGCGAAUCUGCUUGCUUAAUCCCACCCAGAAAACAGGCUUCAUGCAGUUUUACAAGACAGCUAAAGACUGGUGGCUGUUUAGUUUCUAUUUCUGCUUGCCAUUGGCCAUAACUGCAUUUUUUUAUACCCUGAUGACAUGUGAAAUGUUGAGAAAGAAAAGUGGCAUGCAGAUUGCCUUAAAUGAUCACUUAAAGCAGAGACGGGAAGUGGCCAAGACAGUAUUUUGCCUAGUCCUUGUCUUUGCCUUGUGUUGGCUUCCCCUUCACCUCAGCAGGAUUCUGAAGCUCACUCUUUAUGAUGAGAAUGACCCCAACAGAUGUGAACUUUUGAGCUUUUUGUUGGUCUUGGACUAUAUCGGCAUCAACAUGGCCUCCCUGAAUUCCUGCAUUAAUCCAAUAGCUCUGUAUUUGGUGAGCAAAAGAUUCAAAAACUGUUUUAAGUCAUGCUUAUGCUGCUGGUGCCAGUCAUUUGAAGAAAAACAGUCCUUGGAGGAAAAGCAGUCGUGCUUAAAGUUCAAAGCUAAUGAUCACGGAUACGACAACUUCCGUUCCAGUAAUAAAUACAGCUCAUCUUGAAAG